Messenger RNA from Rotaria sp. Silwood1, 879 nucleotides. NCBI's taxonomy places the organism in Eukaryota, Metazoa, Rotifera, Eurotatoria, Philodinida, Philodinidae. The record is from the annotation of a GenBank genome assembly.
AUGUUUGCUAAAACUCUUCUUCUCUUAUUGCUUUUUCCCUAUCUAAUUUCUACGAAACCAAUUGAAUUAACAGAUAAGACAUGGAAAAAUAUGUUAAAUGGUGAAUGGAUGGUAGAAUUCUAUGCAACAUGGUGUGGAGCUUGUAAGCAUUUUAAACCAAUAUGGGAUGAAUUUUCUAAUGCAAUGUCACCAAAAAAACUUAAAGUAGCUGCUGUUGACAUUGAUCAAUAUCCUUCACUUUCGGGUCGUUUUCGUGUUUCAACGUUACCUACGAUUUAUCAUGUACGUGAUGGUGCUUUUCGUCUAUACGAUGGUGAACGUUCAUUGCAUGCUUUAGACAAUUAUAUUGCAAAUAAAGAAUGGCGAAAAACAGAACCAAUUCCAUCACAUUCUGCUCCAGAUAGUAUUUUAAUGUCAUUGAACAGCAUAGCUUUUGAUUUAUCGAAUGUACUUAAGAAUACUUAUACAUUAAUGCAUGAACAAUAUGGAUGGCCAACAUGGGUUAUCUAUGCUAUUCUUGGUAUUGGGAUUGUGGCCUUAGGAGCUUUCAUUGGAUUUCUUUCAGUUGUGUUUGUUGAUUGCUGUAUGGCUAUUUUUUCUAAAAUUUUUAGAAGUGCUGCUAAAAAAGAUAAAAAAGAAUUGGUUGAAAUUGAUGCAGAAAAAUUAUUAAAAUCAAAAGAACAAAAAAAUACAACGGCUAUUUCAUCAACAGCACAAGAAACAAAAGUUGAAAAUCAAGAAAAGAGCGCGUCUGAACUGGAUGAAAGUGAUGGUUCAGGUAAUGAUUCAAAUACUUCUGAUGUCGUUCAAGAGAAAGAUGAACAGGUAGAACAAACAACAACUGAUCAGACACUUCGUCAACGUCGAUUAGAAAAAUAA